Messenger RNA from Lates calcarifer (barramundi perch), 4055 nucleotides. It is a transcript of the gene tmem51a, whose product is annotated as transmembrane protein 51a. Lineage: Eukaryota; Metazoa; Chordata; Actinopteri; Centropomidae. The record is from RefSeq and is a predicted model, not a curated record. The transcript has 3 exons. The coding region runs from base 264 to 1085 and encodes 273 amino acids.
CCCCCUCCCUCCGACUCUCCCUCUCUCUGUCAGGGCCCAUCCGUCUGAGGGAGGAAACAAAGUUCCUAAUCUUCAAACGCCAUCUGACACCAAAUUAUGCCACAUAAACUCAUGUCAGCGUAGGCAGUCUGAAAACAAUCUCCACACCUCCCGGCUUUGAAGAGAAGAAGAAGAAGAAAUAGUCAGGGAGUUGCUGUUUGCAAACGAUGCAAAGAUUUUGACCUCACUGCAACUGGUCUGACUUAAGUUUAAGGACUGACAAGAUGCGUUCCAGUGUGGAUGGACCACCAAGCUCCCUGGGCAGAAGAGGCACUGAGAGCAACAACAAUAACCACCACCACAACAACAACAGAGAAAACAGUGGAAACUCUGGUUCCCAGUAUGCACUAUGUGCUCUAGGGGUCGGGCUUGUUGCCCUCGGCAUCGUGAUGAUUGUGUGGAGUGUGGUGCCUGCAGACGCAGCCGGCAAUAGCAGCAGCAGCAGCGGUUCAGAUGAAGAUUUUGCUAGUAACAGGAAAAAUAAGGCGUCUUCUGUGGCCUUUGUCUUGGUGGGUUCUGGAGUGGUCAUGUUGCUGCUGUCUUUGUGUGUUGGAAUGAGGAACAAACAGCGGGAACAGCAGAGUCUCCAUGCCCAGAACCACAGAGCAGCACCAGCUAGGGAGCAAGACGAAAGAGAAACAGCUGAGGAACAGGCCCGGCAGUACGCUGUACCUACUUAUGAAGAGGUAGUAGGCAGUGGCCAGUACCCUGUUCGACAGAGCAACCAUCGUCCAAGCUCCUCCCACCUACCCUCCUACGAUGACCUGGUUGAAGUUGAUGGUGUACAGUAUGAGUAUGAGGGGUCAGAGAUCACAACUGCCGGAUCACAGCCUACUACAGCUUCCAGUGCUCCUACUGCUGCUACUUCCGCAUCAAAUCGCAGACCUGGGAAAAAUAACCGCAAGCUCCUCCCGAUCAAGAUCCGCAGGAUUAAAUCAGAGAAGCUGCACAUGAAAAAUGCUGAUAACUCUCAGCCAGCAGCUGGAAUCAGUAUAGAACCACUUACUCCACCACCGCAGUAUGAGGAUAAAGUGCCUCCACUUUAAGAUCAAGCUGAUCAUGUAUUAACGAGCUACUGAAAUUCCUGGAAUCUACUAUGAUCACCUUUUGUGGAACUGGAUCUGCUUUGUUAAGCCAAGACUUGAAGACUGGCUGUUCACGCAGAACAUUCUCAGUGGCACUUUGUUAUGAAACACAGUAUCUGUUUAAAUGCAUCAUUAAUGCCACAUUACUCCAAAGCAAAGAACAGAAAAAAACUUAUUUUUUUACAUUUUGGAUCUCACUGGAUCUCUGACAACGAUACAGACAAACGGUGACGGACAUAGUUGCUGUAUCCUCUCUUACUGAGACAGACUCUGUCACAAUGUGGCACAUUGGAUUCAAAGCACCCACCAAAUGCAGCUUUCCUUUAUGUCAGCUGACCUCUACAGUGCACUGACUGUGUCUGUGAGUUGACAGUGGAAGAAGUCAUAAGACAUCAUCGAGUGAUUAUAGUGAGGAUUUGUGUGCACACUUUUUAAGAUAUGCAAAGGGCACUCAGUUUCUGAAGUAGCUGCAGUUAAAGCAGUGUUUCCUUGAGAGGCUUUGCAUUACUACUGCCAGCAGGUUACCAAAUAUAGGCUCCACAGUGAGUGAGCAUUGUGUGUAUUCAGCUGGCUUGACCUGAUGUGGUGUACUGCACAGAAACUUUCCCUCAUUGUCAACAAUAUCAUGUUGCAUGCUCCUCUAGAGCUUUGCAGGAAAUGACAGACAAUUUUGAUAAGUUUUAAGGGGUGUUGGAGUCCAGGCCCUCUUCCAUGUUAGUCUCUUAUUUCAGUAGCUUUUGGUUCAGUUUCCUUUGUCUGCCUGCCUGAAAAGCUGAAAUGUGGUAAUGAGGUCUUCUUUAAAUGUGCCAAGAUUGAGUGUCUACUUGACAGCACCAUUUAAAAGUAUUCUAUUUUUAACUAAGAUAAAACAAAGCUUCUUUAGCAUUCAUUAGCCACAGCUCCCAUGAUGCCUAGCAAUAGGUACUCUACCAAAACUUAAUGGGAUAUGUAGUUGUUGAAUGCCAACAAAAUAUAACUUGUUUUAUCAUAUAGUAUCAAGUUACUUGAAUGUUGCUGUCCAGUACAGCAGUGUAUUUAUUUAACAGGAAGGAAAACCUUGUUUACAGAAGCUAACUUAAAAAUGAGAUAUGACUUCAGCUGAUGUUAUGGUAGUAGGCAUUUCUUUACUGAACAGGACAGGUCUCUUAAAGCUUUCUGAACUACAUUUUACCAGUACAUUGCACAAAGAUGCCAAACCAGUUUAUCAAUAUAUCAUGGCUAAUGAGUUAGCAAACAGUUGCCUAACUACAACUAAAAGCUACAGAAUAAGAUUAGCAUGUCAUUACAGUUGUGUUUCUGGUUAACUGAUAGAAAACGUAAGUGACAGCUCUCAGUUGCUUCUUAGCUAGGUUUAAAGUCCACCUAUUACAGACAAGAAUAGCUGGGUCUUUUGUUCAUUAUUUGCUUAAGGCUUCUCAGUAGCAACUUGUGUUGAUCAGUUUUCUGUCACUUUGUCCUUUGCAGGUAGCUUGUAGUUGAUAUGCAUGUUUUAUUAGACUCAACCGUACAGUAUACAUAUGCAAAAAUAAAUAACUGAAUAAAUAAAUGGUAGUUAAGGUAUGAAAAGGCCAUGCAAAAUGAUAAAUUAGCUGGAAAUCAGUUUGGGAGAGAAUGGUAGGGGUUGUAGUUAAAAAGUAAAUCUGCAAUGUGCUGCAUUUAAUGACUGAAAUUUAUAUGCAGUCUCAUCAGUGCAGCACCAGUGGUCACUAUUAACGUCACCAUUUAAAAGAAAUUACUUUCUAGGUAGAAAGAAUUUUCCAGGAAGCUCAAGGUCUUUUUUUGUGGUGUCAUUUAAUGAGUGGUAAUGCUAACUGACUCCAGCUGCAGUAGAGUUUGUCCUCGAGUUAUACACACUAAUGUACAGUUAAAUUCCUUUGUGUUCAGAGCAAUACUGUUGCUCUUCAAAGCAUUUCAAAAGACAUUGUAUGACUGAACCUGAGCUUCUCCAGUGCAAUAUUGCUUUGACUCCUACAGACAGUGGGUAGAGAGGGAAGUAUAUGAGAGCACGAUGGAAGGAACUCGUGAAUAGUUGAGAGCCUUUUGCUGUAGCUAUGGUGAACACUGUCGAGCAGUGAAGGCAGUAGUGUAGUCUCUGCUUCUCUCUGGGCUUGUUUUUGUUCUUAUUCAAGAUGACCAACAGAGAGACUCUUUGACUGUGCAGCUGUGCCAUAAUAACAGCAGCUAUUGCUCACUGGCUUGCUCAUCACCAUUCCUCCAACCACAGCUUGACUUGCAGCCCUGUUUUCACUUUUGCAGCUUUGCAGAACAUUAAUGGAAAGAGAAGAGAGACAGCUCAAGAUGGGGAAACAGGUUUCAUCAUUAUACACUAUUUUAUCAAUACAUUACAAAUUUGGUGAAGUUGCCCCAUAUUUUUUUCCCUCACUUCAUCACCCAGUUCCACGUUGUGUUUGAGUAAAAUUAAUUAAUGCAAAAAAGAUACUCAGAUAAUCAAAUUAAAGGCAACAAGGCCAUUGAGUCACUUCAGAUUCUUCAUUGGAAUAGAGCACACAACAGAUAUUUCCACAUUUGUGACUUCUUGUUGAAGUUGAAAAUUGCAGAAUAGGUUAUUGAUUCUUUAUUUUUUGUCAUGUUCAGUACUGCAGACAUAGUCAUUGUACCUCACUGGCAAAGGACCAGAUAACUACAUGUCUGAUUUUAUUACUAUGUUGUUAAAAUGUUUUACAUUGAUGAAUUAACGUGUUUUGAUUUAGCUGUCACUUUCUGUUUUACUCAGAUUGAGUGCCUGAAACACAUGAUAUUUGUUGUCUUUUUCAUUUAUUGUUGCUCUGUUGCUUUUUUAUUACUUAAAUCUAUAUUUCUUUUUAUAUGUACUGUGAAAAUAUACUUUUCUAUUCUAAUUUGUGUUUGGAAAGAAAACAAAUUUAUCUCAUGGAUAUUUUAAGAGUAAUAAAAGGAGGUAUUUGAUAAUUA